Cuscuta europaea is the source of this 1611-nucleotide messenger RNA. Lineage: Eukaryota; Viridiplantae; Streptophyta; Magnoliopsida; Solanales; Convolvulaceae. The record is from the annotation of a GenBank genome assembly.
UUUACCUGAAAAAACCUACAAAUAGCGAAACGCGGAAACCCUAAUCUUGCUUUGGAGCUGCUGGAUUCUUCGAGCAAAAAUACAGAGAAAGCUGUGCCUGUGGUUUAGUAAGAGCAAUGGCGGAACACUUAGCGUCGAUAUUCGGAACGGAAAAGGACAGAGUGAACUGCCCGUUUUACUUCAAGAUAGGCGCUUGCCGCCAUGGAGACCGUUGCUCCCGCCUUCACACGAAACCUAGCAUCAGCCCCACCAUUCUCCUUUCAAACAUGUAUCAACGCCCCGACAUGAUCACCCCCGGCGUUGACCCCCAAGGACAACCUCUCGAUCCCCGCAAGAUCCAGACCCACUUCGAGGACUUCUAUGAAGAUUUGUUUGAGGAGCUCAGCAAGUACGGUGAGAUUGAGAAUCUUAAUAUAUGUGAUAAUUUAGCUGACCACAUGGUCGGUAAUGUGUAUGUUCAAUUCAGAGAGGAAGAUCAUGCUGCAAAAGCUCUUCAGAAUCUGUCAGGAAGGUUUUAUGCUGGACGUCCAAUUAUUGUUGACUUCUCUCCGGUGACUGACUUUCGUGAAGCUACUUGUAGACAAUAUGAGGAAAAUGUGUGCAACCGAGGGGGCUACUGCAACUUCAUGCAUCUUAAAAAGAUAAACCGAGAUCUGAGACGCCAGUUAUUUGGAAAGAGCAGAAGAAGACGCAGCCAUAGUAGAAGCCGUAGCCCUCAUGGCCGUCGUGGUCAUGAAGAACAACCACAUGGUGGUCAUGGAUAUCAUAGGAGGGGUGAUCAUCGUCACCAAGAGAGGGGACGUAGACCUAGAAGCAGAAGUCCUGGAAGAAGAGGUGGACAAAGUAGAAGUCCUGCGGGUAGGAGAAACAGAAGUCCGGUUAGGGAAGGCAGUGCUGAGAGAAGGGCAAAGAUCGAACAGUGGAAUAGGGAAAGGGAUCAUAACGAUUCUGGAAAGAGUGAGCACACUGGUGCAACCAGAGAAGGUAGCGCAGAGAGAAGAGCAAGGAUUGAGAAAUGGAAUAGGGAAAAAGAACAGAGAGAUUCUGCUGUAAACAGUGAAUUCGGCACAAAUGAAACUGACGGGAGAAAUGGAGCUGAGGAUUGUGAAGGAAAAACUUAUGAUGAUUACCACCACCAGCAGCAGCUAUGAGCUUGAGAAUGGCUAUUUCAAUUAGUGGUUUGAAGUCUUUUCUGCAGAACAAGUUCAGGACGCAAUUGGUGAUGUUGGUGGGUUGUGACAAGUGAAGGGGCAUGUUUAUGUUUAAUGAAAUGCAGGUCUAUAGUUUUGUUGAGGCAUCACUAGCAGCUACUAUACGGAUAUGUUUGACCCCCACUAGAUGAGAUGCUAGAAGCCCAUUUGUGGAGUAAACUUUAAAAAUUACAAAGAUUGUUUUAGUUAUGUUUUGUCUGAACCGACCACAACUUCCUUUUUAGUUCGUCUGGUUGAGUACAAUAGUCUUCAAAUGAUUUCAGUUCUUCAAGUGACUCAUCAUGUCUUUUGAUAUUAUUCACAUGACGUCUACCAUUUUUCUUGGUUUGUGCUGAAACAUGCAAAUCUGACGAUUAAAUGUUUUUAAAAUUACCAUUGUGCAUACAGAUCCUUGGUAUUU